UUGGCUCAAGCGAGGGGCUGGAGUCUUUGCGGAGUUCGGAGAGUUUGCCGUCUUGUGCCAUGUCUCUGAUUGAGUCCUCACCGCGCAGUGAGUGGAGUGAGAGCGAUGAGGAGCUGCGGCGUGUGAGCUGCAGAGGCGUUCUUGGCAUCGCGGCGGCCUUGGCCGUCCUGGCCGUCCUGGCCGUCUUGGCCUUCGUUCCCCAUGCUGUUGGCCAUCCUGCCAGCCAACCCCUGGCAGACAUCGGAAUGUCUGACGUCCCUGAACUUCCCACCAGUCCGCCCAAGCAGGAUGAUCCCAAGGAGAAGAAGUCCCUUUUCAAGAUGUUGCCGCCAGUUUUCCAGGAUUGGUAUCUUGAGCAGAAGCAAGCGAUCCAGCAGCAGAUGGAAAAGGCGCAGGUGACAUAUUACAAGAGCCCGCAUCGCCUAGUGCGUGUGAGCGGAGACGAAUUCCUCAAAAAGGCCCAGAAACAGUUGGCCCACGUAGAGUAGGUUCGAGCUUUGGCCAUACUUGCGCUGUUGCCCAGGGCAUCCGUGUGGCGCAAAGCCGAAUCCAUUUUGUAAUCUUAGAAUUUCCAUCCCUACAGGGGUGAAGCUAGCGUACAGUGCCCGUGGCGCAUGGGCGCCUUUCCACCUCGAGUGGCUCGAUUCUCCAUUCUUAGUACAGCUCUUUAGGGCGCGGCCUGCAUGCAAAUUGUUUCUGGCCUUAAAGCCCCACGCGACGCCGUCUAGGCUCGCACACCCCUGAGUACAGAUCCAAAUUCAUUUGGCUGCUCACAAAGGUGCAGCUCGCCCCGGGCCCUCGAAUCAAACUCUUCCAAGGUCUCAUGCUCGGACCCAACGAGCUCGGUUGAUG
Molecule: messenger RNA, 852 nt
Organism: Effrenium voratum
Lineage: Eukaryota; Dinophyceae; Suessiales; Symbiodiniaceae
Source: the annotation of a GenBank genome assembly